This is a messenger RNA of Vanrija pseudolonga, 414 nucleotides long. RefSeq lists its product as uncharacterized. Bases 1 to 414 code for a protein of 137 amino acids. NCBI's taxonomy places the organism in Eukaryota, Fungi, Basidiomycota, Tremellomycetes, Trichosporonales, Trichosporonaceae. The transcript has 3 exons. The record is from RefSeq and is a predicted model, not a curated record. Gene Ontology annotation, biological process: protein import into mitochondrial matrix. Gene Ontology annotation, cellular component: mitochondrial outer membrane translocase complex.
AUGGCCUUCUCGGACGAGACCAAGGACCGCGUCAACGCCGCUAUUGGGACACCUCCGUCAUACCCCGCCCGGUCGCUGUCCUACUCCAACCUCAACAUCUCACACCGUCACCCCCUCGCAUGCCGCUACGAUCAUCUCCUGGCCUCAGUCGCUGCCUUGAGCACGAGCAGGACCAACGAACUUAGCAUGCGAGGGAAUGUGGCGGUGUGGCACCCGCCCCCCACCCGACCCCACCACCCCUCCUCGACCUCCUCGACCAUCCCCCAACCUCUCCCCCUCCUCCUCACGCGCCUGACCAUCGCUAACGUGCAGACUGUCAUCACCGUGGGGUGGAUUCCGUUCAUCAUCUUCGUCGGUUACCGCAACUCCAGCCCUCAGCCGUCGCUUAUCAAGCUCAUCACCCCUCUUGCUUAA